Caenorhabditis sp. 36 PRJEB53466 is the source of this 2956-nucleotide messenger RNA. The record is from the annotation of a GenBank genome assembly. Lineage: Eukaryota; Metazoa; Nematoda; Chromadorea; Rhabditida; Rhabditidae.
AUGGUGCGCGGCACAAAACGACGAUUGCAAACAACGGAAAAGUAAGAUUUUAGCAAAACCUCACUGAAAAAAUGCCGCUUCCCACCAAAAUUCGUUAAAAUAGCGGUUUAGGCAGAGAGCGGCGAGUGUAAGCCGAGAUGACACUCAGCCGGUCGACGAGGACUUCAUUUGCGAGUCUCAGAGUUCCAAAGCAUAUGCCCGAUUAGUCGGAGUGCGGCGGAACGUGCCCAACAUAGGUAUUCGCUAGAAUUUCCCCAAAAAAGCGGUAAAAAAGUUUGCAGACUUGAUCGAGGAGCAGUUUAUUUGCGGCCGCGGCUCCGAAGACGUUCCCGUCAGUUACACGUUCGCCUCGUUAAGCAGUGAUAACGGCCUCUAUCGGUUCAUAUCGAAAAUUCAGUUCGCCAUCACUCGGGUUCGUGUUUUUCAUAAUAAGGAAGAUGUUUUCAGGAAUAUCUUGCAUGAAAAAUCACAUUUUUCAGGACUUUGACACAAAACGGACAGUUCUGCACGAUCAUUCGCGCAAUGGAACGCUCAUUAAUCAGGAAAUGGUAGGGAAAGGCAACUCGCGAGAGCUGGCCAACGGCGACCUCAUUUCCAUAGGAAUUCCGGCGCUAAUCGGUUGGUUUUUCGGGGGAAGAAAACACAAGAAAGCAUUUCCUCGCAGUUUUUGUGUUCGAAGACGUCGAGGACCGACAAUAUCCGGACGAGCUGCUGCGGAAAUACCACGUGACGAGCCAUUCGCUCGGGAAGGGCGGAUUCGGAAAAGUGCUGCUCGGCUACAAAAAAUCCGAUCGAUCAGUGGUCAAAUUUGGAGAAAGCAUGCCAAAAAUCGAAACCCUCCCAUUUUUAGGUGGCCAUCAAACUGCUCAACACUCAAUUUUCGGCCCGUUGCAGUCGGGCCAUCGCAAAAACCCGAGAUAUUCGAAACGAGGUGGAAGUUAUGAAAAAACUGGAUCAUGUGGGUCAAAUUUAGUUGAACAAUUGUCAAAAAUUAUCUAAAUCUUUGCAGCCAAACGUGGUGGCGAUCUACGAUUUCAUUCAAGUCGCCAAAUACUCGUACAUGGUCAUCGAGUACGUCGGCGGCGGCGAAUUCUUCUCGAAAGUCGUCGAUUCACGCUAUAAUCGACUGGUGAGUGGGCGUUUGAUCAUAACUAAUUGAUAGUCAGUUUUUCAUCCCGAAAUAGUCUAUGUUCCCCUAAUUCGUGCUCACUUUUCAGGGACUCGGCGAAUCGUUGGGCAAAUACUUUGCCUACCAGCUGGUCGACGCCGUAAUGGUAACGUUUUCCGUGUUGCUGUUCUCUUAUCGGUCCCCGAUUUCUUAUCAAUUAAUCAACGCCCACUCGCAUCCAUCAUAUUUUUGCAGUAUUUGCACUCGGUCGGAAUCUGCCAUCGCGACAUCAAACCCGAAAAUAUUCUCUGCUCCGACAAGUCGGAACGAUGCGUUUUGAAGGCAAGUUUCUGUGGGGAAUGUGUUCAGGCUUUUAGGUGGAAAAGUUGGUUUGUUGCCGUAUUUUGAAGAGUUUUAGCUCAAAAAACUCCCGAGAAGGAUGGUAAUUCGCAGAAAAAUGCGCGUUCUUUUGCAGUUGACCGAUUUUGGAAUGGCGAAAAAGGACGCGCGAAUGAAGACGAGAUGCGGCACUCCGUCCUAUAAUGCACCCGAAAUUGUGGCGAACGAGGGCAUCGAAUACACGCCAAAAGUUGACAUGUUAGUGGGAAAUUCUGAAGUGCUAUCAUGCAUUUUCGAGUGGACUUUUCACAUUUUCCCGGCUUUUUGAAGUGCUUGCGAUGCUUUUUGCCUAUUUUCAAAAUUUCGAUCCAAACGUCUUAGGCCGAAAAUGGCGACUUGUCAUUGAAAAUUUUAAAGUUUCCACCGAAAGUUUGUCAUUUUUGUGCAGCUGGAGCCUCGGAUGCGUUCUCUUCAUUACUUUUUGCGGAUACCGCCGUUCAGCGAAGAGUACACGGACAUGUCGAUGGACGAUCAGGUCAUGAAAGGUAAAAUUGCGAUUUUUUAUGAAAUUUUGGUUUCCCACCCUUUUAUACGCUUGUUUUUUGGAAUUUACGCCCAGUUUGUGGGAAGCGAUGAAGCGGACCAUAAUUGCUCUGUUUGUUUUUUUUUUCGCUCCGAAAAUUGCGCUACCCCGCUUGAAUUGGCUCCAAAAAACGAGCGAAACAAUAGAAACGGUUGUUUUCCAUUCGCAGGCCGCCUCCUUUUCCACAGUCAAUGGCGUCGCAUCUCGAGGGAAACGCAGAAAAUGAUCCGAUGGAUGCUCACUGUUCAGGUAUGCUUCUAUAGCGAUCUUUGUUCUAGUUCAUUUUUCUGGGCUCAAACUCUGGUAAAUCGAUCAUUAUCUGAUCCGAGAGUUAGCAUGGACCCGAACAUCUCCUGAUCAUACUCGGAUGUACAGACGAAGUGUUGUAACGCCGCGCAUUUUUCUGAAUUUUGAAUUAAACCAAGUGCGUUACAACACUCCGUUUAUACACCCGAGUCUGAUCAGGACGUUUUGCUAACUCAUCGGAUCUGAUAUUCAAUUUUAAGGUGGAAAAAAGGCCGUCGGCGAUGGAUCUGAUGAACACGGAAUGGAUGCGAUGCGCCGAUUGUCGCCAAGCGAAAUACGACAUUCAGAGAAUUGUGGAUAAAGGGAAAGAGGAGAAGCCGGCCGAUGUCAAAAAGGUUUUGCAGACUGCCGGAGGGUGCAUUGGGGUUUCGCGCCGUUUGAAUUUUAGUCACACAAAAAAAUGCCCACGCGGAGCCAAUAUGGUCACGGAUCGAGCGUGAAAGUCAUAGGAAUUGUAUAUGGGCCCGUAAUGCGUACCUGUGACGCUUCUCCGGUCAAAAGCCCUUUUGCACCUAUCGGUGGAAUAAUGGACGUUAUUUUUGGAGGAAAUUAUUGAUUCAAAGCAAUUCUAGACACAUUUAAUUGAGAAAAAAAUAAAUUUUCAGAAGCGAAUGGAAUGA